Molecule: messenger RNA, 1350 nt
Organism: Anthostomella pinea
Lineage: Eukaryota; Fungi; Ascomycota; Sordariomycetes; Xylariales; Xylariaceae
Source: the annotation of a GenBank genome assembly
AUGUCUGCUCCCGCCUCCAAGUUCAAGGUCGCCGACCUGUCCCUCGCUGCCUUUGGCCGCAAGGAGAUUGAGCUCGCCGAGAACGAGAUGCCCGGUCUGAUGGCCAUCCGCCAGAAGUAUGCCUCGGACCAGCCUCUCGCCGGUGCUCGCAUCGCCGGUUGCCUGCACAUGACCAUCCAGACCGCCGUCCUGAUCGAGACCCUGACCUCGCUCGGUGCCGAAGUCACCUGGACCUCGUGCAACAUCUUCUCCACCCAGGACCACGCCGCCGCUGCCAUCGCCGCUGCCGGUGUCCCCGUCUUCGCCUGGAAGGGCGAGUCCGAGGAGGAGUACAACUGGUGUCUGGAGCAGCAGCUUGGCGCCUUCAAGGACGGCAAGAAGCUGAACCUGAUCCUCGACGACGGCGGUGACCUGACCCACCUCGUCCACGACAAGUACCCCGACCAGCUCAAGGACUGCUUCGGUGUCUCGGAGGAGACUACCACCGGUGUCCACCACCUGUACCGCAUGAUGAAGGAGAACAAGCUGUUGGUCCCCGCCAUCAACGUCAACGACAGUGUCACCAAGAGCAAGUUCGACAACCUGUACGGCUGCCGCGAGUCUUUGAUCGACGGUAUCAAGCGCGCUACCGAUGUCAUGAUUGCUGGCAAGAUCGCCGUCGUCGCUGGCUUCGGUGAUGUCGGCAAGGGUUGCGCCAUGGCCCUCCACGGCAUGGGUGCCCGCGUCAUCGUCACCGAGAUCGACCCCAUCAACGCUCUCCAGGCUGCCAUGGCCGGCUUCCAGGUCAUCCCCAUGGAGAAGGCCGCGCCUCUUGGACAGAUCUUUGUCACCACCACCGGUUGCCGUGACAUCCUGGUCGGUGACCACUUCAACGCCAUGCCCAACGAUGCCAUCGUCUGCAACAUUGGUCACUUCGACAUUGAGAUCGACGUCGCCUGGUUGAAGAAGAACGCCAAGAGCGUCCAGAACAUCAAGCCCCAGGUUGACCGCUACGUUAUGGCCAGCGGUCGACACAUCAUCUUGUUGGCUGAGGGCCGCCUCGUCAACUUGGGCUGUGCUACCGGUCACUCUUCCUUCGUCAUGUCCUGCUCGUUCAGCAACCAAGUCCUUGCCCAGAUCAUGCUGUUCAAGGCCGAGGACAAGGCUUUCGGCCAGAAGUACGCCGCCUUUGCCAAGGCCGGAAAGCUUGAUGUCGGUGUCUACGUGCUGCCCAAGAUCCUCGACGAGGAGGUCGCCAGGCUGCACCUGGCUCACUGCAACGUCGAGCUCACCGCCCUCACCAAGACCCAGAGCGAGUACCUCGGCUUGGACGUGGUUGGUCCCUUCAAGAGUGACCACUACCGAUACUAG